AUGAUGUUUUUUAGUCUUUUUCAAUCGUUGAUGGCAGUAGAGAUAAGAGUGACAAAAUCUUCCCAGAAAGAAUACUGUCCGACUGUGUAUACAUUUGUUGGCCCUGUUGUAUCCGGCUACUUUAAACGCACAAGCUACGAUUCUUUAGAGUGGACCGAAGGGCACGUUUCCCUCAAUAAAACAGAAUCCGGCGUUUGGAUAAUAAAUAAGUCUUCAAUUAAUUCAGAUGGAUUCGAAUCUGAAGUAGAGCUGUUGCGAUCGAAAAAUGCAGAGGCAUGUCCACCGAGAGAAGUAGGCGCAUGGGAGUGUGGAACGAAUACAAACUGUGAAUUGGAAGAUAUCAGAAGACACACGAAAAUCUACGCGAAACAUAUUGUCGUGGAAACUGAUUCGGAAGUUAUGAGCCAAAGCUUUGAUUAUUGUGCACCUGCAUUAAAUGAAUAG
Messenger RNA from Oikopleura dioica, 444 nucleotides. Lineage: Eukaryota; Metazoa; Chordata; Appendicularia; Copelata; Oikopleuridae. The record is from the annotation of a GenBank genome assembly.